GAUUGUACGUAUUGCAGGUUUCCAGAAGUUUUCUAAAUUAAGAAAAUUGGAAUUCCUCGAUCUAAGUUAUAAUAUGUUGACCAAUAAUAGUAUCGUAUCAUCUUUGAGUGAGCUUCCAUCUCUCAAGUUUUUAUAUCUAGCUGAAGAUGAAUUUCAAGCAUCCAACCAUGCUGAUGCUGAUUUAGAAAAGCUGUCAAGACUUGACCAUUUGGAGGUGCUUGACCUAAGUGGAAGAAUAAACUUCAGCUACAACAUCCUAUCAUCUUUGGCAAGUCUUCCAUCUUUAAAAGCUGUAUCCCUAGGAGAUGGUGAAAUAAAAAUGAACCCGAGUAAAAGAGGUUUUCAUAACUUGUCCAAAGUGGAAGAGUUGUUUCUGGAUUAUUCUAUCCUCCCAACCAACUUCUUUCAUGGCAUUGGAGCAUUGACUUCUCUCAAGGUUCUAUCACUGUACAACUGCAGACUCAAUGACUCCUUAACACUCCAAGGUUCUCAUAACUUGUCCAAAGUGGGAGAGUUGUUUCUGGAUAAUUCUAUCCUCCCCACCAACUUCUUUCAUGGCAUUGGAGCAUUGACUUCUCUUAAGGUUCUAACACUGUACGACUGUGGACUCAAUGACUCUGUAACACUCCAAGGCCUGUGUGAAUUGACACAUCUUGAAGAGUUGGAUGUGAGCUACAAUUAUUUAGGGGGAGCCCUACCUUCAUGUUCAUCAAAUUUGACUUCUCUCCUAAGCUUAAGCCUCGAUUCAAACAAAUUUUUUGGAGAUAUAGCUCUAUCACCCCUUAACAAAUUGACAUCCCUUCAAUAUCUGUCCCUUUUAGAUAAUCACUUCCAAAUUCCCAUCUCCCUUCAACCAUUUUUCAACCAUUCAAAACUCAAGCAUCUUUAUGCUGAAAAUAAUGAAUUUUACAUAGAUAGCAACAUUGAAUCUUUGGAACCAACUUUCCAACUAAAUACCUUACUUUUGUCUAGUUGUGGAGAUUGUGGAGCAAUUCCAAACUUCCUCUACUCUCAACACGACCUGGAGUAUUUACACCUCUCGCACCUUAACCUAACGAGAGAGUUUCCCAUUUGGUUGUUGGAAAACAACACAAGGUUGAAGACACUUUCCCUGGUUAACAAUUCUCUCUCUGGACUUAUUGAGUUGCCAGCUCAUUCUCAUAUGAGUUUGGAAAGUCUAGAUAUCUCCAAAAAUUUCUUGGAUGGCCAUAUUCCAAUGGAGAUUGGAGCAUCUUUGCCAAGUUUACUAGAUUUAAACAUAUCGGAAAAUUCUCUUACUGGCAGCAUUCCUCCUUCAAUUGGUGAUAUGAAGUCGCUGCAGUCUUUGGACUUAUCUCACAAUAACUUAUCUGGUGGAAUACCUGAGAAGUUAACCAUGGGUUGCUCAUCAUUAGUUUCACUUAUUCUAUCAAACAACGAUCUACAAGGCCAGAUUUUCUUUGAGAAAUUUAGCUUAUUCCAGUUGGAGGAAUUACACUUGAAUGGCAAUCACUUUUCUGGAAGUAUCCCAAAAAGCUUAUCUAACUGCUCCUAUUUGUCUUCAAUAGAUUUCAGCAAUAACAAUCUCUCUAGUAGGAUCCCGAGAUGGAUGGGAAAUAUGUCACACUUGCAAGACAUUAUCAUGUCCCAUAAUGGUCUUGAAGGUCCAAUUCCUAUCGACUUUUGUCAGCUUCAAUUUCUUCUAACUCUAGACCUUUCAAAUAACAAUAUUUCGGGGAGUCUACCAUCUUGUUUCGGCUCAAGGCUUAUAAAUCAUGUUCAUUUAUCCAAAAACAGGCUAGAAGGAUCACUGACAACACAGUUUUGUAAGAGCUCUUCUCUAGUAACGCUAGACCUUAGUGACAACCAGCUAAGUGGUAACAUCCCAGAUUGCAUCAAUAUGCUUGGUGACUUGAGUUAUCUUAUCUUGAAGAACAAUAAUCUUGAAGGUAAGAUCCCAUGUCAACUAUGCAAGUUGCAGAAAUUGAGCUUGAUUGAUCUAUCUCAGAACCAUCUUUCAGGCCGUAUACCCUCUUGCCUAAAUCUUACUACUAAUGAGCUAUAUAAUGAGGAUAAUUAUGUUGCUUCUACUCUUAUUCCUGGUCUAUUUCUUUCACGAUCUUUCAAGGAUACGCUUUCUAUUGGUGAACCAGUGCAUUUCAUAACACGGAAUUUCACAACAAAGAAUGAAAAGGAUAUUGGAGAACCAGUGCAUUUCACAACAAAGAAUAUGGAAUAUUCUUACAAGGGAAGACUUCUCACCUACAUGUCUGGAAUAGACCUUUCCUGCAACAAACUGAUCGGUGAAAUUCCUUAUGAAAUAGGGCACCUUAGUAAGAUUCAUGUACUAAACCUGUCUCAUAAUUUCUUGGUUGGUGGAAUCCCAUCUACAUUUUCUAACCUUAAGCAAAUCGAGAGCUUGGAUCUUUCCUACAACAAUUUGAGUGGGAAAAUUCCUCCCGAGCUUGUUGAGUUAUAUUUCUUAUCUACCUUUAGCGUAGCAUACAACAACUUAUCAGGUAACACACCAGCAAUGAUCCGACAAUUUGCAACAUUUGAUGGAAGUUGUUACCAAGGUAAUCCUCUGCUUUGUGGGGAACCAAUGAAAAGUUGCUCAAUAAGAAGUCCACCACCAAUGAUCCAGGAAGGUCCAACACAGGGCAGAGAAGAUGAUGGUUUCAUCGAUAUGGGUGUCUUCUACAGAGCAUUGCCAAUUCAGAUCAUAACAGUGGGGAAGAAGAGGUCCCCAGGUGUCCAGUUGCCGGUAGAUGGGUAUAUUGAUAGGCUCGGAAACUACUGUUCCGUUAAUGUUGUUCUAAGUCACUCUAACCCCAAAAAUUCACGAGAUGUGAAGGCCCAGGUUGAUGAUGAAGAUAUGGCUGUCAUGAACCAUAUCAGGUCUGAUGACUGGGUUGUGAUGUUGGAUGAGCAUGGAUUGGAUUUAGGGUCUGAGCAGUCUGCUGAAUUAGUAGGAGAUGCCGGGAGUAACGUAGGGAACUACAACUCACUAAAAGGUUGCCGAUAUUGAUGUAUUAAUUUAUCUAUGGAAUUGGAUUUGUUCUUGGUAUCAAUAUUUCUCUGUUCUGCGGCAAGAAUUAUAUAUAGCAAUGAACUUGCUGUUCUGUU
Molecule: messenger RNA, 3105 nt
Organism: Rubroshorea leprosula
Lineage: Eukaryota; Viridiplantae; Streptophyta; Magnoliopsida; Malvales; Dipterocarpaceae
Source: the annotation of a GenBank genome assembly